Messenger RNA from Dermacentor silvarum, 3294 nucleotides. RefSeq lists its product as uncharacterized. The record is from RefSeq and is a predicted model, not a curated record. Bases 35 to 700 code for a protein of 221 amino acids. NCBI's taxonomy places the organism in Eukaryota, Metazoa, Arthropoda, Arachnida, Ixodida, Ixodidae. The transcript has 2 exons.
GGCCACUGCGAACCACAGCGCGUUUCGUCAGGGCAUGUGGGGCGAGCAGCCCGUGCCGGAGGCGAUGGCGCGAUCGCCCAGCCGCGAGUCGUUCGGCACCGACCUGUCACUGCUGUCGCUGUCCAGCCUGGGCUCCGAGCGAGCGCGCGCGAGGCGCUGCCUGCUACAGGUGCCUGGCGAGCUGCGGCGGCGGCGUCCCCUUUCGGGCGAGGUCCUUCUCGAGGAGGAGGCCGCGGCGCCGCUCGUCAAGAGCUUCAGCACGGCCGACAUCGUGCAAGCGGCAGCCGCCGAGCAACCCCUGCGCGCCAGCGUCUCCGAGCUGGCGCUCGCCGAGCUCCCGGCGCGCCUCGAGUCGCGCUCGUGCUCGACCUGGGUCGCCGUCGGGGACGUGGCCAGUUCGCAGCUGCCCUCGCCACAGGCCUCGGAAGCGGCGCUGGCCCCCGCAGACCUGGUGCGCUCGGUGAGCACCAGGGUGCGCCAGAUGUACAUCCGGCGCCGGCUGCUCUCCACGCACCGGGCCCUCGAGCGGCUCACCAAGAGCGAGCUGGACGUGAGCGGCAGCACGCUGCCGCGCGUGCACGUGACGGCCGACGCCAAGCUCACUGUGCGCGACGUGCAGCGCGACCGCGGGAAGCCGCUCACCAAGUACGAGCGCAACAUGAUGAUCUUCGACUGGCUCCAAAACCUCGACCAGUCGUAGUUUUCGACCCAACGUGGGACUGGAAGAAGGAACCUUUUGUUCUGACCCGGGCGCGCGAUUGUGCCAGCGGAUUAGGUUGUUUGCUGCUUCCGUGGAGAUUGAACCCAGGUCGCGAAGCAAGUCUCAAGCGGCACGCGAGUGCGGUCGGUGGUGCGCACCACGCGUGGCACCUUUGCGGUCUCGCACGCACGGGCGCUGCUGUUUACACAAGUCCAAAGAUGGCUUUCACUUAAUAUCUCGACCUCCGUGCGCCAGACUGAAAGCUACACAACGGAGAAAUCGGUAAAAUUCGUCAACGAGACAUCCUGGACAGCACAUGUGAAGCUGCCUCAAGACUAGAACGUGUAUCGUGCUGCAAACAAGGACGACCGAACAAUCCCGUGCCGCCCCCCCCCCCCCCCCCCCCCAAAGAACGGCUGCUUUGCGUGUGUCGCCCCGCAUCGUCUAAAGUGAUACAUGGAGAUCCGCACUAAGCCCGCAAUUAGCGCCAAAGUAAGCACCAGGAAACUUUCGAGCGUUAAGUUCCACGCCUCGUGUUAAGAUACAGUUAAAGCUUUGAGCACUCACGCGGUCGUCGGCAAUAUUCCAGCUCAUAAAGGGGGUUUGCGUACUCCUCGACGUCUCGCGAUCCGCUAAGGGCACGGUCAGGUAUUUUCACUAGAUAUAACCCAGUUGUAAAAUGAGGCACAGAAAGGUCCGUGAGUAACAAUGGUUCGUUUUGCGUAUAUUCAACUUGACAGGAAUUAGUGAGCAGGUAGCCAGUGAUCACCUUUGGUUACCUUUAAGCAUGAUAUACUUGUAGGCGGUGUCAACCAGGUCCAAGCUCACCUUCCGCAAAGCUUGUACAACAUCGUGGAGUCUCGUAAAACACACAUUUUUCAAAUUAUCAGCGGUCAUCUGCUUCAAAGCAAUACACAGGCAACUUUCUUUUUUCUCAGAGGACGCAGCAGAGUUUACAAAGUUCAAGUAGGAAGCGCAGAAAUCAGGCGAAUACAACAUAGUACAACCGGACAACUCUGCAGUAAACAAAAAAACACGAAAAAAAAAUAAUAGCAUAUGAGUCAAUUCAGUAAAGUUAUAAGCGAAUGAAGAGCAAGAACGCUAUAAUAAAACAUCGAAACUACGCAAUGCAGAAAAAAAAACUAUAAACUUAAAACAAUCGUAAGAAGGAAUAUUACAAGAGGUUCAGAGUUGUUUUGACUUGCUAUUUAUAAACUAACAGGCCUUGACUUGAAGCGCUUCCUCAGCGACGUCCCUCAAUUGAACUCCUGCAAAAAGGACUUGUUUGAGCAGCGCCUCUCCAGUGCCUUGGAAUAUACGCAGAAAGUGCCUGAUAAAAAUAAUCGAUGUUUAACCGCGCUGGUCGGAGAGCUGAGAGUCCUAUUUUCUGCAUGACGUAAGCGAUUGAACAUAUCUUAGUAAUUCCUUUCAGCCCCAAUAGCAGAGUGAUCAAUUUGUAUUUAAGAGCCGCCACAGUUUCGUAAUGCUAACGAUCGAGGGCAAAAAAGACGAUAAAGGAAAUUGCAACAGCGUCAGUAAAUGACCAACCAUGAGAGCAUUCUAGUUGCGCUUGGAACAUGGUUUUCCACAAUGACUGCGAUUCUGUAAUCGCAGCUAGCCAGUGAGUAUAGGGUUCGGCUGCGGGAGGUGCGUGGUUCGAUCCCCACCACGGUGCACCCACCGGCUUAUAAGACAGCGACUAGUAGCACUAUCACUUAAGCAUGUGUCAACAAGGCCAUGGCGGAGCCGAAGUAGAGAAGGCAUCAGACAGACGUGUGCGUAAAACAGCCGCCUGUCACCAUUUUGUUUCUUUUUUUUUUCAAGUGCGUUAUUUCUUGAUCGGUUUGCAUGAGGGCAGGCUAUAGUUUACACAGUGGUCAUUACUUUUAUGGCUGGUAUGGAAAAAGUUUUAAUCACUUCACGGGGAAGGUUUGUGCUAAUUAUGAAUUUGUCAUGUUUUUCUCGUUUGCAGCGACGCUGUAAGCGCGAUUGAAUGAAGCAAAUGUGUUCCACGAAAAAAAAUGACAUACAGGGCGUGAUUGCCAAGCGGCCAUACUGAUUAUUGCAGAAUUAAAAGACGUGCUUCGGGGUCAUAUGCAGGCAUAUUUAAAUAUAUAUGGCCUAAUUCACUGUGUAAAGUUCGUUAACUGCUGGUAGGAGCCACUCAAAAAAGUGCCGCGGUAGACUACUGGGGCGUGAAUUAAUGUGCGGGUUAAAGAAUCUCAGGCGGUCAAAAUAAUCCAGAUGAUCCCUAACAACGGCGUCUCUCAUAUAGCCACGGGACGUUCAAAGAAGUUGAACUGACGAUCAUUCAAUCAAAACACAUGCUAAUUCCAGGAGGGGCGACAAGAAACGGUCGUAUCCGAAUUGAAGUGCGCCGCAGAAUCCCCGGGAAACUGCGUGUCGCACCUUGGAAAUAUACACUUGAUGUAUACGGGGUCCGGGAUGUGAGUCACAAGGCAUGGCUAUGCGCUCACGGAAAUAUUUGGCCGUGUUGGUCAUGGCCGCGGGCCCGGCUGCAGCAAGUCGUCACGUGUCAGCCAUCGGCUGCAUCUGCCUGGUUAUUUUGGGCAGUGAGGAAGAUUUACUUUAAU